AGGUGGGAUGAGGCAUGAUGAAGCACACCAGGCUUUAUUUACAAAAGCUGCAACACACACAAACCUGCAGUCAGUGUGGCAUUUACUGCCUUUUUUUAUGCAGUGCACCCACAGCGAAACAGACACAUACAUUUUUGUGGUGUUUGUUUUUUGGCAGUGAACCAUCUUAUUGCUGCUUUGCUGCUGUAAUGCUCUCCUUAUUGAGCAACAAGUAGGGACACAAUCCAUUACAGUCGUUACAGAUUGUUUCAAAGACAAAACUAGUAGUUUAUGAUCAUUUCUAUAAUGAUUUCCCCAAUUUUAAUGCUUUAUCACCAGCUAAUUAAUGCAUUAUGUAUCAUGCACAAAUGUAUCAUGUGCACAUAUCAGUAAACACACGUUUGAGUAAAGUUACUUAAGGGAGAGACGAUGUUAAAGGACACGAGGUUGGCACAAAAUGAAAUACAGAAUGUACUGUACAUACACGUGCUGGCUGUGUUUUAAAUGAAGCAGUUUCCCUCAAGAACCAUUGGGGGAGCUAUUGUUAUAUGAAAGUGCAUCCCAUCAUAACCAUUAUAACAUGCUGCCCAGAGCUAUCAGCAACAUUAGAGUGGCAGUUAUAAUGUAACAGUGCCAUGUGGUGGUACAAGCCUCUCAGGACAGCUAAUAUGACUCCACAUUUAGACAGAAUUUUAACUCUUGUGUGUUGUUGUAAUCUCUUUUAUUCCUUAUUUUUGGAGUCAGACUGCUGUUUGUUUAAGAAUACAAACAACAAAUGAAAAAUAAAUCUUUUUUUCCCCUCUGACUUUAAUGAAUCCCAAUAUAAGUACUGUUUUUUACUUGCACAUUUAAUAAAUGUGACAAAAUUUGUAAAUGACCACAGAGCAUUGAUAUUACACCAAAGCAUUUCAUUAUGUGAGCUAUGCAAAAACACAUAGUGUAUUUACCAAAAGGUCAGAUACACUUAGACAGGCAGAUUAAUGUUCAUAUGUUAUUUUCAUAGAAAUAGGAAAAUUAAGUGUCAGUAUAAUAAAACAGUGUAAAGUGUGUUUUUUGAGCGGAGGGCUGCAGUCAGUGGUCCUCAACCAGGCGUCCAGGGACCCCCAAGAGUCCUUAAGGGAGUUUCAGGAGUUCCCCAGAAAAAUGGGCAAUAGUUUAUUUUCAUGUUUUAAUUCACCAUAUAAAUGAGUCCAGUGUGGGCAGGAGUAACAACAGUGACUACUCUGAUUUGAUUUAUUUAUUUUGAACAUUUCAAAAAAUUAAAUAAAAUAGAAAUACUGUAGAAAAAACCCUACAAAACAGAGACAAACGAUAAAUCAUGAACAGACUUACAAUGCAAAACAUAAAUUAACAUUUCAUGUCCAAAAAGGACAAGGGAGACGCAACAUGCUUGUCCAGCCCUAUCCCCUAUCCCACUAUACUAAUCCAUCACUAAUCAAACUAUUACAUAAAUACACUCUCCUCACCAUUAAUCAACCACACAUUCACACCACUGCACUUCUUAAUAUCUGAUAACCAAUAUUACCCCAUUUAUAAAACAAAUACAAAUAGAGAAUGCUGACAACAGUUUCACCCUGAGUACGCUUUACAUUCCCUUUAAUCAUCUCUGCCCCUUGUGGAGAUACUGUCUUUGUGCCUCUUUUAAAACUGUCUGAUAUCUUUACUUCAUUUCAUUUCUUCACCCAGUGUGUUCCACAAGAUCACCCCACAAACUGAUACACACACACACACACACACACAGAUACAUACUUUCCAGAGUGGUGCAAAAACAACGUUUCAAAUUUAGAUACCUCUUAAGUUAUACCCCGACUCUCUGUCCAUUUUUUGUAUGUUGCCAGGUAGGAAGUUACGUCUUGCUUGGUACAUGACUUGAGCCCUUUUAAAAUCCAACAGAUCCAUAAAUUUCAGUUCAUGUGACUUCAAAAACAGAUUAUUCUGACCUGAGCUUUCACUUCCUCCACAGUUAUUUCCUCACCUGUAGCUGACAACAAUAGAAAUAUGGUCUUGAUCACAUCUAACAACCAAAAUCGUUUAAACUGGAAGGCCCUGAAGGGAAACCUUAUUAAAUGUGAUCAUAAGUGCUAUAUCGUAGACAACUGGACUUGCUUGUGUUUCUUGAAGAUGUUUCACCUCUCUCCCAGAAGCUUCUUCAGUUCUAAAUGACUGGUACGGAGUUGCAGGCUCUAAACCCCGUGUGGGUGUUGACCCUUGUCAAGCUCUUAGUUUCGGAGUCGUUAACGUCACAAUGUGAGUCAUUGACCCACCUGGCCACCAUGUGAGUCGUUAGGGUCAGGUGGGACCAGGGGUGAAUGGGUGUGAAGUCGUCUGGGAAGGGAUCCCAAGACAGCAUUGUAGGUGGGUGAUAAGUGGUGUCGUAGGCCAUCCCCUCUGUUUAACGAUGGUCGGUCCAGUUUGAAGUAGAUGGCAAAUAUGGCAAAUAUGUGCACGUUGCUGUCCACAAAGGACUGUCCCUUCUCCUUUAGAUGUAAGUGGAUCAUGAGUCUUGACCUGAGGAGCUGGCUCUCCUGUGCUGUGCCAUGCGCUUGUGAAGUGGUUUGUUUAGUUUCGCCAGUGUAUAACUCUGUGCAUUCCUGGCUGCACUGAACUGCAUACACUACAUUACUCUACUAAUGUCUGGGUGUUCUGUCCUUUGGGUGGACAAGUUUCUGUCUCAGUGUGUUACCGGGUUUAAAGUCCACAUGUGGUGUUUGAGAUUGUCAGAUACUCCUGCGACAUAAGGGCCGACAAUGUUGUUUCGUUUUUGUGUCCUUACCUCUCUGUCUGCUCUGGGUCUUUUUGAGGUGUUUACGAAGGCCCAGGUGGGGUAGCCAACUGACCUCAUUAAAUGUGGGUCUUUUACCUAAUGUGUAUCAAUUCAGGGUAACAUGAAAAAGGUUGAGAACCAAUGGCCAAGUGUCUCAAGGACCCCAAAUAAAACAUAAUAGUUAAUAUGUACACUCAGAAGCUUUCACUGACAAUUGAUCUGUCAGUACUCUACUGUAUAAACUGUAAGGACAUUUAAGUCAUGUAGCAUAAAUGCUGCUAUGAAAAGGGACAAUGAGCAUCCAGCAGUGUAUGGUCACGUGUACUGUGAAGUACUGUACUUACAGUAAACAAGUAGAAAGGCAGUGAUAGAAGAAGUACCGAGAUAUUUUAGCAACACCACACAAAAAUACAUUACGAGUUAAAGUCCUGCAUUCAAAAUCUUUCGUACUUGACCCUUAACCCACAUACAGUAACGAAGCUUAGGGUCACAUUUGAAGCCCAUCAUGGGAAAAUGCUCAUGUUUUGUCAGGGCUGGUUUAGUAAACUUUUUUGUACACUUAUCUGACCUCCUGCCCUUUCUCACCCGAGCGCAGCUUAUCUACGUUGGUUUGCCGUGAUAAAAAGUGGAUAAUAACACGGUGAUGUUACACAAGGACAUGGCAUGUUUUGUAACUGCUGCAUCCGUAACCUUUGCGCGUGUGUGUGAGAUCAUGAAACCUUAAUUCGAGGUCAAGAAUACAGGCACAUUUUUGCACACACAGUGAUUGAUACUUGAAUAAAGAUGAUCAUUUUUCAUUAGAUAAAUACUGCUAUUUGCCUCCUGGACACAGCUAAACUCACUGUUAUCACUGUUAUUCAACAUUUAGGACUAAAAGCCAAAUUUCAUAAACACUAACACUUGACUAGCUAUAAACUUAGCAAAUGUCAUGUCUCUAUUUUCGACUUGUACCUAUUUGCCCCAUAAUUCCCCAACAAACACAUGUCAUACAACAAAACUUCACACAGAACUUCCUCAGCGUUUUAUUUGCUUUGCCCCACAUUGAUUUGGUUCAGAAUCAAAGUUUGGUAGCUCAGGGAAAGUUUAAACUGUUGCAACAUCUUGUGGUUAUUGAACUGCAUGAACAAAUACUGAAGCGGGAUGAAUCUAACCUCUCUUGUUCUAAGAGGGAAAGCAUGAAGUUGUUCAUUCUGGUGGCUCUGUUCGGGCUCGGCCUCGCCCAGCACAACCCCCACACCAAGCACGGCAGGACGGCCAUCGUCCACCUGUUUGAGUGGCGCUGGGCGGACAUCGCUGCAGAGUGUGAGCGCUUCUUGGGUCCAAAUGGCUUUGUUGGAGUUCAGAUCUCCCCUCCAAAUGAGCACAUUGUGCUGAACAGUCCCUGGAGGCCCUGGUGGCAGAGAUACCAACCAACCGGCUACAACCUGUGCUCCAGAUCCGGCAAUGAGAACGAGCUGAGGGACAUGAUCACCAGAUGCAACAACGUUGGGGUCAACAUCUAUGUGGACGCUGUCAUCAAUCACAUGUGCAGAGCUGGCAGUGGAGAGGGUGCCCACUCCUCAUGCGGAGGCUGGUUCAGUGCUAACAGGAAGGACUUCCCCAGUGUUCCCUUCUCUCAUUGGGACUUCAAUGACCACAAAUGCAGGACUGGCAGUGGCAAUAUUGAGAACUAUGGUGAUGCCAAUCAGGUGCGUGACUGUCGUCUGGUUGGUCUGCUUGACCUCGCCCUGGAGAAAGAGUACGUCCAGGGCAAGGUGGCUGACUUCAUGAACAAGCUGAUUGACAUGGGUGUGGCUGGAUUCAGAGUGGAUGCCUGCAAACACAUGUGGCCCGGUGACCUGUCUGCCAUCUACGGUCGCCUGCAUAACCUCAACACCAAGUGGUUCCCUGGUUGUUCCAGACCUUUCAUCUUCCAGGAGUUGUUUUAUGUUAUUGAUUUGGGAGGUGAGCCCAUCACAUCUAGUGAGUACUUCCAUCUGGGAAGGGUGACUGAGUUCAAAUAUGGUGCCAAACUGGGAACUGUCUUCAGAAAAUGGAACGGUGAGAAGCUGUCUUACACCAAGAACUGGGGAGAGGGAUGGGGUUUCAUGCCCAACGGCAAUGCUCUCGUCUUUGUUGACAACCACGACAACCAGAGAGGCCACGGUGCCGGUGGUGCAUCCAUUGUCACCUUCUGGGACUCCAGGCUCUACAAGAUGGCUGUCGGCUACAUGCUGGCCCACCCUUACGGAGUAGCCAGAGUGAUGUCUAGCUUCCGCUGGAACCGAAACAUUGUUAAUGGAAAGGAUCAGAAUGACUGGAUGGGCCCUCCCAGCCAUGGUGAUGGAUCCACCAAGCCCGUUCCCAUCAACCCUGACCAGACCUGCGGAGACGGAUGGGUGUGUGAGCACAGAUGGCGUCAGAUCAAGAACAUGGUUAUUUUCCGCAAUGUGGUCAAUGGACAGCCUCACUCCAACUGGUGGGACAACCAGAGCAACCAGGUUGCCUUUGGCCGUGUGUAUCGUGGAUUCAUUGUCUUCAACAAUGAUGACUGGAACCUGGAUGUGACCCUGAACACUGGCAUGCCCGGUGGCACCUACUGCGACGUCAUUUCUGGCCAGAAAGAAGGAAGCAGGUGCACUGGUAAGCAGAUCCAUGUCGGAGGUGAUGGCCACGCCCACUUCAAGAUCAGCAACAGAGAUGAGGACCCCUUCGUUGCUAUUCAUGCUGAGUCCAAGCUGUAAAAACAUCAUGUACAACUUCAGCAAUAAAUCUUAUGUUCAGACUUGAAUGAUGAA
Molecule: messenger RNA, 5520 nt
Organism: Epinephelus fuscoguttatus (brown-marbled grouper)
Lineage: Eukaryota; Metazoa; Chordata; Actinopteri; Perciformes; Serranidae
Product: alpha-amylase-like
Exons: 10
Coding region: 3667-5466 (599 amino acids)
Biological process (GO): carbohydrate metabolic process
Molecular function (GO): cation binding; alpha-amylase activity
Source: RefSeq, a predicted model, not a curated record